Molecule: messenger RNA, 3183 nt
Organism: Mugil cephalus (flathead mullet)
Lineage: Eukaryota; Metazoa; Chordata; Actinopteri; Mugiliformes; Mugilidae
Gene: hid1a
Product: HID1 domain containing a
Exons: 19
Coding region: 299-2701 (800 amino acids)
Cellular component (GO): membrane; Golgi trans cisterna; Golgi medial cisterna
Source: RefSeq, a predicted model, not a curated record
GGAUACAGGAUUAAUUCGCCCAUAUAAUUUCGCCUGCAAACAAUAGACCGCUUUCAUUUGACACAGUAGUUACACAUAGCUAUCGGUUAAAUGACCGAAAAUAUUGAACAACAACAGAUUUCGGCUUUAUUAUAACCCUGUAACCCGGAAGUUACAGUGUUGUGAAGCCUGCCUAUCCAGCCAGCCCAUGGUGUAAAAAAAACGCCUCCGCCAAUGACUCAAGAGGAGGACGGAGGUGAGAUUACCAGGGAUUCUCAGCAGCAACGGUCCUGUAUAUGUAUACAGGGAAAUAAUCGCAAUGGGCAGCACCGACUCAAAAUUAAACUUCAGGAAGGCGGUGAUCCAGCUCACGACCAAAACACAGCCAGUGGAAUCCACGGACGAUGCCUUCUGGGAUCAGUUCUGGGCAGACACAACUACCACUGUCCAGGAUGUUUUUGCACUGGUGCCAGCUGCGGAGAUAAGAGCUGUUCGAGAGGAGUCUCCCUCAAAUUUAGCAACCCUCUGCUAUAAGGCUGUGGAGAAACUGGUGCAGGGCGCAGAGUCUGGCUGUCCCACUGAGAGGGAGAAACUAGUAAUCCUGAACUGUGCUCGCAUCUUGACCCGUAUACUUCCCUAUAUCUUCGAGGACCAGGACUGGAGAGGAUUCUUCUGGUCAACAGUGCCUGGUGCUGGCCGGGCUGGGACGGAUGAGAUAGAUGAUGAUGAUGGAGCUCGGCCUCUGGCUGAGUCGCUGCUCCUAGCCAUUGCAGACUUGCUUUUCUGCCCUGACUUCACUGUGCAUAGCCACAAGAGAGGCCCUGACUCGGUAGAGAGCAUGCAGUCUUUAGACAGUUGUGAGUACAUCUGGGAGUCAGGGGUGGGAUUUGCACAUUCACCCCCUCUCAACUACAUCCACGACCUGAACAGGGCAGAGUUGCUGAGACUGUUACUAACCUGCUUCUCUGAGGCCAUGUACUUGCCACCUUCAUCAGAUCACAAUGUCCUCAACCCCUGGGUGACAUUCUUCUGCUCUACAGAAAAUAGACAUGCUCUGCCUCUGUUCACAUCUCUGCUGAAUGUGGUGUGCGCCUAUGAUCCCGUGGGCUAUGGCAUCCCGUACAACCACCUGCUCUUUUCUGACUACCGAGAGCAGCUGGUGGAGCAGGCUGUACAGAUCCUCAUUGUGACACUGGAGCACGAUGGUGGGAUUCCCCACCGCCCUGCCUCUCCAUGCUGCAUAGAGGAGCAAGAGUCUGCAGGCCCUGAAAACUUGUUUGCAAAUUAUUUGUCAAGGAUUCACAGAGAGGAGGACUUUGACUUUGUGCUGAAGGGCCUAGCUCGCCUGCUGACUAACCCUUUGACUCAAACUUACCUGCCUAACUCCACCAAGAAGAUCCAGUUUCACCAGGAAAUGCUGGUGCUUUUCUGGAAACUUUGUGACUUCAAUAAGAAGUUCCUGUUUUUUGUACUGAAGAGCAGUGAUGUGCUGGAUAUUUUGGUUCCUAUACUCUAUUACCUGAAUGAUGCCAGGGCUGAUCAGUCACGUGUUGGACUCAUGCAUAUCGGUGUGUUCAUUUUGCUGCUGCUGAGUGGAGAGAGAAACUUUGGUGUGCGCUUGAAUAAGCCUUAUUCCGUUCAUGUGCCGAUGGACAUCCCUGUGUUCACAGGGACUCAUGCUGACCUUCUUAUAGUGGUGUUUCACAAGAUAAUCACUACAGGCCACCAGCGACUCCAGCCUCUCUUUGACUGCCUACUCACCAUCAUCGUAAAUGUUUCUCCCUAUUUGAAGAGCCUGUCUAUGGUGGCAGCCAAUAAAUUGCUCCACCUGUUAGAAGCCUUUUCCACCAACUGGUUCCUGUUCUCUGCAGCCCAGAAUCAUCACCUUGUCUUUUUCCUUCUUGAGGCUUUCAACAAUAUUAUCCAGUACCAGUUUGAUGGAAACUGCAACCUGGUUUAUGCCAUCAUUCGCAAACGUAAUGUGUUUCACCAGCUGGCCAACUUGCCCUCUGACCCCAGUUCCAUUCAAAAAGCUUUGCAAAGGAAGAAGAAGUCACCAGAUGUCAUUUCCCGCACAAGUUCCCAAGAAACUGUAUCCAUGGAGGGUUCACACCCUGCAGUGCCAGCAGAACCUGGUACACUAAAGGCCAGUCUAGUUGCCAUACCAGGCAUCGAUAAGCUGACCGAGAAGUCGCAGGUAUCAGAGGAUGGCACUAUGGUGUCAGUUCCAAAGACCAACUCACCUCACGUUGUCCUCUCAGACCAGAGUGCGGUUGCUGGGACCAGUGACACUGAGUCCAACUCAGGCAGAGACAAUGAAGAUGUUUUCUACACUGAAGCAGAAAUGGAGAGAAGACGUUUGUCAAGUGUGUCUUCAACAUCCUAUUGGGCUCCCACACCUGAAUGGGUCCUUUCUUGGAAGUGUAAGCUACCCCUUCAGACUAUCAUGCGUCUUCUACAAGUACUAGUUCCUCAGGUGGAGAAGAUCUGUAUUGAUAAGGGUCUCACAGAUGAAUCAGAGAUCCUGAAGUUUCUUCAGCAUGGCACAUUAGUGGGCCUGUUGCCAGUUCCUCACCCCAUCCUCAUCAGAAAGUAUCAAGCCAACGCAGGCACUGCCAUGUGGUUUCGUACCUAUAUGUGGGGCGUGGUUUAUUUGCGCAACGUGGAUCCUCCUAUCUGGUAUGACACCGAUGUCCGCCUUUUUGAGAUCCAGCGGAUGUAGUCAGAAGACUUUGACUGAAAAGGAGGCUGUUCCUACUCCAGAAUUCCCUUUUCCUCCAGUAGCUGCUGUAUCACAUUGUGUUUUGCUUUCCUAGUAAUCAUAAUGCUUGAUCCACCCACUUGGGUAGGAUUGUUAUUCAGAUGAGUAGGUUGAGACUCCUCUGAGAUAUCAACAUUGGCCAUAAACAACUGUGUUUGUACAUUUAAGACCACAGAAUGUCUGUGAAAACACUGAGAGGACUGGAGUAUUUGUUCAAGGCAGGGGCUCUGUUCUGGACAGUACAGAAUAUGAACUAUUGAGUUUCUUAGAUUUGUUCAAGGAUAGGCUGCCAUCCAACAAAGGCUUAUACACAUCUUGGAUGGCACAAUAUUAGCGUUUCAUGUUAUUUAUUGUACUUGCCAUGCUUGCACCUUUUGUGUUAUGGUUGUAGUUUAUGUGAUAAUGUCCAAAGAACAAUACAGAGUAUGUUUUUAUGUUCAUGA